AUGUAUUCAACCUCCACUAGAGCCGUGAGACAAUUGGCGGUCAGAACGCCGGUUUCCAGAGGCUUUUUAGCUUUGCCAGUGCGCAGAUUGUUAUCCAUCCCAUCUUCUCAGCCAGCAUCAUCGCUAUUCUCAGCAAACGGAUUAGCUAAGCAGUCUAGGUUUGCAGUUGGUGGUGUAAGAAAGUACAGCGUCCUUUCUGAAGAAACCCCUGCCACUUUAUACGAUUACAAAGGCAUCAAGGAUGUUGUCAGCAACCCUGCCGCACACCCGGAUUCUGUCGUGAUCGAUGUCAGAGAACCAGUCGAGUUCCAAGAUGGCCACAUCCCAUCAGCCAUAAAUCUUCCAUUCAAGACUUCGCCAGGAGCACUUGGACUUUCAGAGGAAGACUUCUUGGAUCAAUUUGGGUUCGACAAGCCUGCCGCCGACAAGGAAUUAAUCUUCUAUUGUCUUGCUGGGGUCCGUUCCUCAGCCGCUGAAGACUUAGCCAGAACGUUUGGCUACAAGAAUAGAGGAAACUACAUCGGCUCAUACGAAGACUGGUUAACCCAUGAAAACGCAGCCAAAUAA
Messenger RNA from Dujonia railenensis, 567 nucleotides. Lineage: Eukaryota; Fungi; Ascomycota; Pichiomycetes; Serinales; Debaryomycetaceae. The record is from the annotation of a GenBank genome assembly.